Alternaria postmessia is the source of this 1470-nucleotide messenger RNA. RefSeq lists its product as uncharacterized. Gene Ontology annotation, biological process: proteolysis. Gene Ontology annotation, molecular function: aspartic-type endopeptidase activity. The transcript has 3 exons. The coding region runs from base 1 to 1470 and encodes 489 amino acids. NCBI's taxonomy places the organism in Eukaryota, Fungi, Ascomycota, Dothideomycetes, Pleosporales, Pleosporaceae. The record is from RefSeq and is a predicted model, not a curated record.
AUGCACACCUCACUACCAACGUGGCUCGCGCUCUCAGCAGCAAUCCUACCUACAGCAACGGCCUUCUACCCGUACCACUACCCCGCAAGCAAGACCUCUACCACAUCUCGCUCGCAUCGAACCUCCCCACAGCCCUCCCACGAUGAGAACACGCGUUCCGUAACAGUCCCUUUGCGUCGCGUGCGCACGCCUCUACAUGCGCGCCAAAACGUCUACAACAUCGUCAAUUCGAACAACCCAACCCAAGAGAACAGCGUAGCCAUAGACCAAGAUGGCAGUGAUCUCAGCUACAUGGUGGCCGUAACGUUCGGUGACAGCUCAGACGAAUACCAUAUGUUGCUCGAUUCGGCAGCGAGUAAUACCUGGGUCAUGGGGCAAGAUUGUGGGAGCGAAGCGUGUAAGACGCAUGCUACAUUCGGGACAGGAGAUUCAAGUACACUAAAGACCGACGAAACCACACCCUUCAGCGUGACCUACGGCACAGGUACCUCUUCAGGUCAUCUAGCAACCGAUACCCUCCACAUCGGCACCUCCCUCUCCGUCUCCCUCACCUUCGGCCUCGCAACAAACGUGUCCGACGAGUUUCGAGCAUAUCCCAUGGACGGCAUCCUAGGCAUCGGCCGCGGCACACAAGGUGCCAGUACAACAGAUGAAAUUGCUGCUACCCAAAUCAUGGAUAUCUUGUCCUCGCAGAAACUCAUCGGUGCGAAAAUGUACGGUAUCCACCUCUCCCGAGACACCGACGGUAAACUGGACGGCGAGUUGAACUUGGGCGAGGUGAACAAAGAGAGAUUUAGUGGGGAGUUGAAUUACCUAGAUUGCAUGGAUAAUGAAUCUGGGUUCUGGGAGGUACCUUUACAAGACGCUGGGGUUGAUGGCUCCUCUGCCAAUCUCACCACGGGAAGUACCAACAGGACGGCGAUUAUGGACACUGGAACGAGUUUCAUACUCAUUCCUGAACCUGAUGCUCUGGCCAUCCAUAGCAAGGUCGAGGGCUUCGAGCAGGAUGGUGAGACGUUCUUUGUCCCUUGCGACACAAAGGCUGUGGUGCAGUUUACUUUCAACAAUCGCAUCUAUAACAUUUCCACGGCGGAUUGGGUGGGAGAUAAGGAUGAUGAUUCUGCUUUGUGCAGGAGUAAUAUUGUAGGCAGGAAAACUUUUGGGGACGCGCAGUGGCUGGUUGGCGACGUGUUCCUGAAGAAUGUGUAUAGUGUUUUUGAUUUCGAGAAGAGUAGGGUAGGCUUGGGUGUUCUGGGUGACGAACAGUUGGUUGCGGGGACGGAGAGCGUGAGCUCUACAGGUGUUGCGUCUCCUUCGGGAUCGAGGACAGCAGCUGAGACUGGAGGAGCCAGUUCGACAUCUGUGGGUGGUGGCCAGCCUCAGAAUCAGCAAGGCGGUGCUGCUGCUCGGUCUUCAUCUUCUCUCCUCCUAUUCAUUGGAGCAUCUACAGCGGUUUCAAUGUUCAUAUAG